GCGGGGACGGGGGCGGGGCGGAGCCGAGGCGGAAGCGCCCGCGGAGGGCACCGCUGCGCGCUGUCCCCGACCCGCCCCUCCUCAGCCCGGUACUGCCCUCGGCCCGGUACUGCCCUCGUCCAGCCGCGCCGGACCCGGGGGUCAGUGUCAUGUGACUUCUGUCCCUGACUACGAGCCUGAGCUCCAACCUCUAGGGUCUCUUGUGCCAUCCCCAUCUGUGCUGUGUGCCAUGGUGGCACUGUGGGCCCUCGCUCUGGCCUUGGCCAUAGGCCUGGCCACUGCUGGCCCACCUAACAUCGUGCUGAUCUUUGCUGAUGACCUGGGCUAUGGGGACCUGGGCUCCUAUGGGCACCCCAGCUCCACCACCCCUAACCUGGACCAGCUGGCUGCAGGGGGGCUGCGCUUCACCGACUUCUAUGUGCCCAUGUCUCUGUGCACACCCUCCCGGGCUGCGCUCCUGACCGGCCGACUGCCAGUUCGAAUGGGCCUGUACCCUGGGGUUCUGGAGCCCAGCUCCCGAGGGGGCCUGCCCCUGGAGGAGGUGACCCUGGCUGAGGUCCUGGCUGCCCGAGGCUACCUAACAGGGAUAGCUGGCAAGUGGCACCUUGGGGUGGGGCCUGAGGGGGCCUUUCUGCCCCCCCACCAGGGCUUCCAUCGAUUCCUGGGCAUCCCAUACUCCCAUGACCAGGGCCCUUGCCAGAACCUGACCUGCUUUCCGCCGUCCACCCCCUGUGAUGGCAGCUGUGACCAGGGCCUGGUCCCUGUCCCACUGUUGGCCAACCUGUCCGUGGAGGCACAGCCCCCCUGGCUGCCAGGACUUGAGGCCCGCUAUGUGGCUUUCGCCCGUGACCUCAUGGCUGAUGCCCAGCGCCAGGGCCGGCCAUUUUUCCUGUACUACGCCUCUCACCACACCCACUACCCCCAGUUCAGUGGGCAGAGCUUCUCUGGGCGCUCAGGCCGAGGGCCAUUUGGGGACUCCCUGAUGGAGCUGGAUGCAGCUGUGGGAGCCCUGAUGACAGCUGUGGGGGACCUGGGGCUGCUUGGAGAGACGCUGGUCAUCUUCACUGCAGACAACGGGCCUGAGACCAUGAGGAUGUCCCAUGGUGGCUGCUCUGGCCUUCUUCGUUGUGGAAAGGGAACCACCUUUGAGGGAGGUGUCCGAGAGCCUGCCUUGGCCUUCUGGCCAGGUCACAUCGCUCCUGGGGUGACCCAUGAACUGGCCAGCUCCCUAGACCUGCUGCCCACCCUGGCAGCCCUGACAGGGGCUCCGCUGCCCAACGUCACGUUGGAUGGUGUUGACCUCAGCCCCCUGCUGCUGGGCACAGGCAAGAGCCCCCGGCAGUCUCUCUUCUUCUAUUCGGCCUACCCAGACGAGGUCCAUGGGGUCUUUGCUGUGCGGAGGGGAAAGUACAAAGCUCACUUCUUCACCCAGGGCUCUGUCCACAGCGAUACCACGCCAGACCCAGCCUGCCACGCCUCCAGCCCUCUGACUGCCCAUGAGCCCCCGCUGCUCUUUGACCUGUCUGAGGACCCUGGUGAGAACUACAACCUUCUGGGAGGCUUGGCUGAGGUCGCCCCAGAGGCAAUGCAGGCGCUGAAGCAACUUCAGCUGCUCAAGGCCCAGUUUGAUGCUUCUGUGACCUUCAGCCCCAGCCAGAUGGCCCGGGGUGAGGACCCUGCCCUGCAGAUCUGCUGUCAGCCUGGCUGCACCCCCCGGCCAUCCUGCUGCCACUGCCCAGAGCCCCAGGCCUGAGAGCACAGGUGCAGGCCAGCCCGGGGCGCCUCGCCCGACCCAAGCAUGGCAUGGUUCACUGCUGUGUGCGGGCGUGCAGAGGUGCUUUGUACCUGAUGACGCUAAUAACACCAGCUGGUACUCAUAGGUGUGAUAAUUCAUCUAAUCCUUGUGAUAACCCCGAGGUAGGUGCUGUUCUACCUAUGUUACAAAUGAGGAAACUGAGGCAUGGAGUGAUCCAGCGAUUUGUCUGAGGUCACCCAGCUGUAAGAGGUUGGGCAGGGAUCUGAACCCAGGCAUCCUGGCUUCGGGAGCUGCCCCACCACCGCUGUGAUUGUGUGUCAGUGCAAGCUUGGUUCCUGAGUGUGAGCGUGUCCCUUCACGGAAGCCAUAGUAAGUGCUUUAGUAAGUGACAGGAACAGGGUGGGGUGGGUGUGAGGGCAUGGUAGACAGAAGACCCUGAAGUUGCAGAACACCCAGGAGCACCUCCCUGGAAGACACAUUCCUGGAGGCACUAGAACUAGGGCACUGGGGCUCUUAGCAGAAACCUGUCUGAAAGCAGGUGAUGAUCAGCACAUUCCAGGUGGGAACAAGGGGAGAUAAGCUCCUGAGAUAGCUCCCCAAGCUCUGCCUCUGCGCCUUCCAAAGCUCCGCAUUUUCCGCCUCCCCACACAUUUCCUGGCCUCUCCACCCAGCAGACAAAGGCAUACCUCAGGGUUGGUUCCAUCCCUGCUCAAAACUCUGCAGCUGCCCAUGGUGCUCAGAAUUAAGUUCAAACUCCUUAGAGGCCCUGUACCCCCUGAGGCCUGCCCUCCUCGCCACCCAGCAGCCCUCAGCCCUCAGCCCUGGCGUGCUGGCCUGGCUGUCCUCUGUGGGGCCAGCAUGCUCUGUCAGUGGCUCUGCAGAGAGGACUCCUGACUGCCCAUCUGUACCCACAGCAGCAGUGUGUAGGCCUUGUAGUCAGUCACCUUGUGUGUGUGCUCAUGGCAGGUCCACACAGGCCCCAUGUGGUCCCUCAGGCUUGCCUCGGGUGCUCGAGGGCAGCAUCCACUUCCCUACUAAUAGACCCCCGCUUUUCCAGUGUUGGGCAGAGGCCCAUUGACUAGCAGGUACAGCCUCUCCCUGACCCAGUCUGAGCCAGGCACAAGCCAAUCCAAUGAUUGGUCCAGGAAUGGCAUGUGACUAAGAGUCCUGGUCAGUGAAAGGUCAGUGGCAGUCCACCAGGACGCUUGGGUCCCCUGCAGCAUUCUUCCUCGGUGGGCAGUGAGGCUGGUGCUCUUGCUGCCCCUGACCAGACAUCCUGCAGCUGCUAAACCAGUGUCUCCAGUCACCUACCUCCAGAGCUCACAGUCUAAUAAACCCCACCUGUUUAAGUCACGGCUAGUGGGUUACCUGUUACUUUCAGCCCAGAGAAGUCUUGCUGGAAUGGGACAUGCGAAUGGGAUGUACGGCAACCACAUGUGCGAGUGCCGGCGAGAGCCUGGGCUGUCAGGCGCGGUGUCCUGAGGCCCUCACUGGAUCCUCCAUGUGGCUCUUCCAUCACUUCCGGGCUGGCUCAGGGGCUCCACUGACCAUGCCCCAGAUCCUGCUGUGCCUUGGGGCUGCCCCCAUAGGGCAGUGGUUUCCUUGGGGACCCUUGCAGCCACUGAUGCUGGCAUAAGGAGGCCCCAGAUGAGCUGUGCCCUCCCCCUAUAGGCUGCAGCUUCUCUCUUCCAGUGGGGUACACAGUCACCUCAAGGUGCCCUGGUUCCAGAGUGAGGACUGGGGAGCGGGAGCGGGCACACCGUCUGUGCAUGACCUCCAAAGACCAAACACUCAGCAAGAACCACACCAGCGCUGACACCCAUGCGUAGCACCAGGCACGGGCUGCUCCAGGCCCCCUCGGGCCAAGUUUGCUCGGCACCAAGUGCUGUGCAUGGUGCUGGGGCCCAGAUCAUCGGGGGGGACCCAUCCCUGUUCCCGUGCACUUCUUGUCUAGCAAAGGGUAUGGGCGUCAACCCUGAGAUCGCAGACAGGUGGAACCCCGGCGUGUUAGGGGCCCCUUGCUCCUGGGUGGGGGUGUGGAGGCAUGUGGCUGUUGCCUGAGAAGGGACAAUGGGGGAUCCAAAUGUUCUCUAACUUGAUGGGAGGGUGGAAGCAUGGUCCGUACAUGGGUAUAAAGCUACACACUUAGGUUGUCACGUGUGUGUUAUAUCCUUCAAGAGAAAGGAGAAUUUCGCUGAUAAAUGCCACAAAGGAAGAGUGCAGGUCCUCCAAAAGCAUGAUCCCUGGGGGAGAGGCGGUGCAGAAAUCACUGAACACAUCAGGGAUGCUUCGCCGUUGGCUGAGAUCUGAGGAGGGGUGUUGAAACCCACCCUCUGCCUCCAAGGCUUGCGAGAGGAGCAGACUCUCUCACCCUCUCAACCCACUUUUGGUUUUGCUGUGAGGGCUUUUGGAAGCAGAAAUACUUGUCUCUCAGCAUUUCAGCUGCUCCUCAUCCAGUCACUUGUGUGCACACGCACUUGCACACAUGCACGCAUACAUGCUGAGAGACGUGCACACAUACACACACUUGUCGUGGCCCCAGAUGCUGUCUGCAAUGUCCCUGCACUUCCCUUUCUUCUCUGCUGCUAUUUAAAAAACAGCCCCUUUUCCUGUGAGUUAAGAUUCAUCCAUUCACCAGACUGGUGGCUUUCCAUUCCCACAGAGCGACUUCCUCCGGCAGCCCAGUCUCCUCUGGGAGGAGCUCUGUGGGUUUGGAAUGGACAGAACGCGCACCCUGGCGCUGCUGCUUCCCUUCAGGUGCAUUAGGAAGGAAGAGUGGCGGGCAGAGGGGCCGCACCUGCAGAGAGACCACCCCUCCCCCUCCAGCACUCCCCCCCCCCCUUGCUCACAUGCUCGGCUGUCCCCCAAGUGACCAGAAGGGGGAGCAAAGGGGAUGUUUCCAUGGAAUAAUGCUCAUUUGCCUCUUCCCUGAACCAUGUACUUGUUAGAGCAGCCCAGGCAAUGCCUGCACUCCCAGGCUGAGUUCUCUGUGCUCAUGCAAAUCAUGUUUUAAUCAUGGCUUUACCUUGUUGCACCCUGACCCUGCCUUUCAAGGGUCUGAUGUGUCCUGUCACCUCCUUGACUUCAGGCCUGGUGCAGGGUUCGCAAUAACAGAGGGAGGUCUGCCUUUACUUAUGCCUCGCCCUCAGCCUCCUCGGCUUGUGUGUGCAGGUCCCCCCUCUGAGUGGUCACAGCCACAGGGGCAAGGUGUGACACCCCCCCCCAGCACAAACUGCAUUUUCCUGGCAGCCCCACACCCCCCACAGCAAGGAGGGAGAGCUGAGUCUCUCUCUUCAAGUGGUCUCAGAAGAAAGGGACCCAAGGGAGAAAGAGGGGUCUGAGGUGCCAUUUGAGCCGACAGGAAAGUCGGGCCCUGGAGAGAACAGUUGGGGGGGUGGCCUGGCCCAAGACUCCACAACAAGAGCAGAAACCUCUCCACAUCACUUUGCAAAUACUGUAACAACGUGGUGCCCAGAGCCUGCCCUCCCCAGGGAACACCCAAUGCCCGGUGGGAACUGCAGCGCUCCUCAGACCUGGAGGGAUAGAACCCGCAUCCGGCUCCCUGCUCCACGGGGAGCCUGCUUCCCCCUCUCCCACUCCCCCUGCUUGUGCUCUCUCGCUCUCUCUGUCAAAUAAAUAAAUAAAAUAUUUUUUUUAAGUUA
This is a messenger RNA of Mirounga angustirostris (Northern elephant seal), 5418 nucleotides long. It is a transcript of the gene ARSA, whose product is annotated as arylsulfatase A. The record is from RefSeq and is a predicted model, not a curated record. The transcript is spliced from 9 exons. Gene Ontology annotation, molecular function: arylsulfatase activity. NCBI's taxonomy places the organism in Eukaryota, Metazoa, Chordata, Mammalia, Carnivora, Phocidae. Bases 230 to 1753 code for a protein of 507 amino acids.